AGGGGAGAUCCGUUUCUCUAUUCCAUCCGCCUGCUGCUUCGCCUAGUUUACUACCUCAUCGACAAGGAGAGGAAGAGUUCAUCAAGAUCAAGAAAGGAGACCGAUCAUGGGCACGGCCACCUGCAUCGACAUCAUCAUCGCCAUCAUCCUCCCGCCCCUCGGCGUCUUCCUCAAGUUCGGUUGCGGGCAUGAGUUCUGGAUCUGCCUCUUGCUCACCUUACUCGGGUACCUCCCCGGCAUCCUCUAUGCCAUCUACGCCAUCACCAAGUAGAACCAAAUCUUCGCAUGUGUUCCAAAAUAUAUGUUGAUGAGGAUGUUAUCUCCAUAGAGUCUAGUGUGCUUCAGUUCUUGUUUGUGUUUCCUUCUCCAUUUUUCUGUCAUGCAUGCGUACCGGCGAUGAUGCAAAUUUCCCUGCUGUUUCCUUGGACCGUGAUGAAGAAGAUGAGGCUCUAUGUAAUUAUUAUGUAUGGGGUUUACCAGUUGGGAGUUUGUUAAAGUUUGAUCAUUGCAUCCAUGUGAUGUUUGGAAUA
This is a messenger RNA of Lolium perenne, 530 nucleotides long. Its product is annotated as hydrophobic protein LTI6B. The record is from RefSeq and is a predicted model, not a curated record. NCBI's taxonomy places the organism in Eukaryota, Viridiplantae, Streptophyta, Magnoliopsida, Poales, Poaceae. Gene Ontology annotation, cellular component: membrane.